Messenger RNA from Lodderomyces pseudojiufengensis, 492 nucleotides. Its product is annotated as chromatin-binding transcription coactivator. Gene Ontology annotation, cellular component: transcription regulator complex; nucleus. NCBI's taxonomy places the organism in Eukaryota, Fungi, Ascomycota, Pichiomycetes, Serinales, Debaryomycetaceae. Gene Ontology annotation, molecular function: transcription coactivator activity; DNA binding. The record is from RefSeq and is a predicted model, not a curated record. Gene Ontology annotation, biological process: positive regulation of transcription initiation by RNA polymerase II. The transcript has a single exon. The coding region runs from base 1 to 492 and encodes 163 amino acids.
AUGGCGUAUAAAAGAUCAUACUCAAAACUGAAUCAACAAUCAUCGAAUCAAGAUCAAACACAACAAGAAGAAACAGAAAUAAUUCUAGAUUCCAAAAAAAGAGUUACAGUAAGAAAAUUUAAUAAUGUUAAUCUAGUUGAUAUAAGAGAAUAUUAUAUUGAUUCAAAUGGUGAAAAAAAACCUGGUAAAAAAGGUAUAUCAUUAACUGAAGAAAGUUAUUAUAAAUUGAUUGAAUCUCAUAAUAAAAUACAAAACGCGUUAGAUAUUUUAAAUGGAGGAUCUAAAACAAAUAAGGAACCAGUGAGUAAAAAACCAAAGAUUGAUAAAGUAAAUGAUGAAGAAUCUAAAAAAGUGGAACAAGAUGGUGAAGAAGUUAAUUUGAAAGAUGAAGAUUUUGUAGACAAUGAUAGCAAGGAUACUAAGAAAAAGGCGAAUGCUAACGAGGAAGAUGGAAAAGCUGAAGAUGAAGAAGUUAGUGAAGAAGAAGACUAG